GUCUUCCUGAGCUCACUCUGUCGUUGGCGUUCGCGUUGACUGGCCAGAGUCCGCGAGCUGAACACCACCACCAUCAUCUUUGUCUGAUCUGCCACCUUCCUCUGCCUCUCCCUUUGUCUCUCUCUCUCUCUCUCUCUCAUUCUCUCUAUCUUUCUGUCAAAGCAGCUACUCUCACAUUCAUCUCUGUCCAGCCCUCAGGAGCUGACUGUUAUUUCUCAGCCCACCAGCCACUGGUUCCUCACACCACUUCCUGGUCCUUGUACUAACUUCUGAUUGGUCAUGGCGUACCAUAGCUUCCUGCUGGAACCAAUUAGCUGCCAUGCCUGGAACAAAGAUCGGACCCAAAUCGCCAUGUGCCCCAACAACCAUGAGGUCCACAUCUACAAGAAGGAUGGCACCAAGUGGAACAAGAUCCAUGAGUUGAAGGAGCACAAUGGACAGGUGACAGGUAUUGACUGGGCCACAGACAGUAACCGUAUAGUGACUUGUGGAGCAGACCGAAAUGCCUACGUGUGGACCCUGAAAGAAGGUGCAUGGAAGCCCACCCUGGUCAUCCUCAGGAUCAACCGAGCUGCUCGCUGUGUGAAGUGGUCGCCACGAGAGAACAAGUUUGCCGUAGGCAGCGGCUCUCGCCUCAUCUCCAUCUGCUACUUUGAGCAAGAGAACGACUGGUGGGUGUGUAAGCACAUCAAGAAGCCGAUCCGCUCCACCAUCCUGAGUCUGGACUGGCAUCCCAACAAUGUCCUCCUGGCUGCUGGGUCAUGUGACUUCAAAUGCAGGGUGUUCUCUGCUUACAUCAAAGAGGUGGAGGAGAAACCUGGACCCACUCCAUGGGGCAGCAAGAUGCCGUUUGGUGAGAUGUUGUUUGAGUCUGGCGGUCUGCGGCUACUGAUCAGACAUCAGGCGGAGGCGGGUGGUUGGGUGCACAGCGUGUGUUUCUCUCACUCUGGGAAUCGCCUGGCCUGGACCUCCCAUGACUCCACAGUGUCGGUCGCAGAGGGAGGCAAGACCAGCACGGUGAACAGUCUGAGCUCUGAGACGCUUCCUUUGCUGUGUGUCACCUUCAUCACUGAGAACAGCAUAGUUGCAGCUGGCCAUGACUGUUACCCGGUGCUGUUCGUGUAUGAUAGUGCUAAAGGCAGCCUGACAUUUGGUGGCAAACUGGAUGUUCCUAAGCAGGCGGCUCAGAAAGGAAUCAGUGCCAGGGAACGAUUCCAGAACCUGGACCGUCGGGCCUCAGAGACCCAGGGUACCGAGAAGGACCUGAAUAGCCUGCACAAGAACAGCAUCAGCCAAAUCUCAGUGCUGGAAGGAGGAAGAAACCAGUGCACCAAGUUCUGCACCACCGGCAUGGAUGGAGGAAUGGGUCUCUGGGAUGUCAAGAGUCUGGAGUCUUCAAUGAAGAACUUGAAGAUAGUCUGAUGUGUAAAAUGAAGUCGACAUCACUCCGCCCAAAGUAUACGCGCUUCUGGAGAUAUGAAGGAAACUGCUGCCUUAUUACAAAAAGCUUCUUGGCUCUAUUUUUUAUAUUCAAGUUAAAUAAUCAGACUCAGGUCAGUGGAUGUUUGUAAUCCCUCUGAAGCUCUUUGUUGAGCUGCUUAAAGCCAGCACUGUAAACAGAGUGAGUGACCACAGUCUUCAAACGGUACUUAAUGAGUUAGAUUAGUUUAAUCACAAAGAGCUCAGUCUGAGCUGAAUGCUUAAAGCUGGAAUUUUAUAUCAUUCAUGAUGAAAAGCUACAGUAUUUUUUAUUUUUUUUUAAAGCUUAUGCUGGUCAUAAUAUGCAUUUAAUAAACAAUUGCUGUUGCAGAGAUUAAUAAUGCCUAAUUCAUUAACAUUGUGAAUGUUCAUGUGAUGUCAGAUUAACUCGAGGCCAAAGUUAAUGGUUUUAAGAAGUUUUGAAUACAGGAGUGAAAUGAG
Messenger RNA from Notolabrus celidotus (New Zealand spotty), 1920 nucleotides. RefSeq names its product actin-related protein 2/3 complex subunit 1B-A-like. Gene Ontology annotation, molecular function: actin filament binding. The record is from RefSeq and is a predicted model, not a curated record. Gene Ontology annotation, cellular component: Arp2/3 protein complex; actin cytoskeleton. Gene Ontology annotation, biological process: Arp2/3 complex-mediated actin nucleation. Lineage: Eukaryota; Metazoa; Chordata; Actinopteri; Labriformes; Labridae.